AUGUCAUUCUUUGGGAAGUUCAAGCCCGGGUCCGCGCAGGCAUCGAACGCCGCACACGCAACAGCGGCGAAGAAAGAUCCGAAUGCGCCGCAACCAACGUCUCUAGAGAAGCACCUGGCAGAUGUGACGGGGCCGACCCGAUUAGACGGCAGUGACAAGUUCUUCGGUUUUGAGAACUACGGCUCUACAUGUUAUUGUAAUUCGAUAAUACAGUGUCUUUACUAUUCGGCGCCUUUCCGAGAACACGUGCUCAACUUCCCAUCCAAACCUUUCCUUGACAGCUUGGCCGACCGAGUCGCGGCCAAUGACCAACAUACCAAUGGCGGCCCAGUGCGACCACAGUCCUCUUCCACAACACCAUACCCUAACCUCGCCUCGCCUGCUCGGAAGCAAGCACCGCCCACAUCCCCCGGCGGCGCAAAGCCUGAAGAGAGCAAAGAUUCGCCGGAGUACAGGAAGAAGAUGGCACUCGCAGCCGGGCCAGUGCUGGAGAUGACACGCGACAACUCGCAGAAGUAUGGCAUGGACGAGUCGCUGUUCACUUCACUCAAGGACAUCUUCGAGGCCAUCCUGAACAAUCCGUCGCGCAUAGGUGUUGUGAGUCCGCACAAAUUUCUGGAGAUUCUGCGGCGAGAGAACGAGAUGUUCCGAUCUGCAAUGCACCAGGAUGCGCAUGAGUUCCUGAAUCUCCUACUCAACCAAGUCGUGGACAACGUGGAAUCAUUUUCAAGGCAGCAUCCUGCACUCACGCAGCAACCGCAUGCCAAUGGCGCUGCUCCAGAGAAAGGCUUAGCAGCUGCUAUGUCUGCUGCUGUCGCCAAUGCACACCGGCGCGGGAUACAGCAAGAUCAGGAUGCGCAUUGGGUGCACGACCUCUUCGAAGGGACCCUAACAUCCGAGACGCGAUGUCUGACGUGCGAGAACACAUCACAGCGAGAUGAGGCGUUCCUUGACCUUUCGGUCGACUUGAGCCCGCAUACGUCCGUGACUUCAUGCUUGCGAAAGUUCUCGGAAGAAGAAAUGCUUUGUGAGCGCAACAAAUUCCACUGCGACAACUGCGGUGGCCUGCAAGAAGCGGAGAAGAGGAUGAAGAUUAAACGAUUGCCGCGCAUUCUGGCCUUGCAUUUGAAGCGUUUCAAGUAUACCGAGGAUUUGCAGCGGUUGCAAAAGCUGUUUCACCGGGUGGUGUAUCCGUUCCAUUUGCGACUGUUCAACACAACCGAGGACGCCGAGGAUCCGGACCGGUUAUAUGAGCUGUAUGCCGUGGUCGUGCAUAUAGGCGGUGGACCUUACCAUGGGCAUUACGUGAGCAUCAUCAAGACGCAGGAUCGAGGGUGGCUGUUGUUUGAUGAUGAGCUGGUCGAGCCGGUAAGCAGAGACUAUGUGCUCAGCUUCUUCGGUGGAGACCCGGUGCCGGGUGUGCAGGAUGCGAGACAGCUUGCCUGCGCGUAUGUGCUCUUCUACCAAGAAACGACUUUAGAGGCCGUGCUCAAGGAGCAGGAAGCGGACGGCCACCUCGACCAAGUCAAUACCCGGGUUUCCGAUGCCGAGACGGCCAAGGACAGCAUGUCGCCCACCAAGGCCGAGCUCCUGCGGCAGACGCAGACAGUCGCAACACCCUUACACGAGGAGAUGGAAGACCUGGAGCCGGUCGCUCAUGCUCUCACCGCCCCUGACAUGGGCCACUCUCCCGCGCCACCCGUGCGUCCGCACUUCGAGCAUAUGCCCACAACCCCGGCCCUAUCUCCCAUCAUGCCCUCGAAGAGCAAGAAGGAGCUUAAGGCGGAGGCGAAACAGCGGAAAGUGGAGGAGAAGGAGAAAGAAAAGGCGGAACAGGCGCGAAGGAAGGAAGCGAGCGAGAAGCGCAUCGCGGCGUGGAAGAAGCAAGAUGAGGACUAUAAGCGCGUACUGGAAGAAAGCAAGCAGACGGCGGUGGAGGAGAUGAAGAAGCGAGGGGAGGAGCCUGCGCCUGCAAGCGCGGGCGAGAAGAGUGGAGCUGCUGCUGCGGGCGGGCUGGCGAGGUUUAGGCAUGGGAGUGUGAGUCUGAGAGGCAAGCCGAAGUUGUUUGGUAAGGACAAGGAGACGAAUGGAGGGGAGAAGACUCCUUCUGCGGCGGACGAUGCGACGACGGAAGAGAAGAAGAUGAAGAAUCGGUUUAGUCUGGGGAGGAAGAAGUCGCAGGGUUUGCCGUGA
Baudoinia panamericana UAMH 10762 is the source of this 2193-nucleotide messenger RNA. RefSeq lists its product as uncharacterized. The record is from RefSeq and is a predicted model, not a curated record. Gene Ontology annotation, cellular component: cytosol; nucleus. Gene Ontology annotation, molecular function: cysteine-type deubiquitinase activity; cysteine-type endopeptidase activity. Lineage: Eukaryota; Fungi; Ascomycota; Dothideomycetes; Mycosphaerellales; Teratosphaeriaceae. The transcript is spliced from 3 exons. Gene Ontology annotation, biological process: protein deubiquitination. Bases 1 to 2193 code for a protein of 730 amino acids.